Ruditapes philippinarum (Manila clam) is the source of this 1549-nucleotide messenger RNA. RefSeq names its product NAD-dependent protein deacetylase sirtuin-2-like. The record is from RefSeq and is a predicted model, not a curated record. The transcript is spliced from 15 exons. Gene Ontology annotation, molecular function: NAD+ binding; histone deacetylase activity, NAD-dependent. NCBI's taxonomy places the organism in Eukaryota, Metazoa, Mollusca, Bivalvia, Venerida, Veneridae. Bases 420 to 1490 code for a protein of 356 amino acids.
CAGCCAGUGAUAAAGAUGGUGUCAAGUACAAGGAUGAAGUUGAAGCAGAUACGGCAUCGGGGUCCGGAGCUGCAGAAGACAAAAGCGAAAAAAAGCUAAGACUUCUGAAACAGACAACAUCAAACCAAUCCAAAAUCAGUGAUAAAGAUGGUGUCAAGUACAAGGAUGAAGUUGGAGCAGAUACGGCAUCGGGGGCCGGAGCUUCAGAAGACAAAAGCGAAAAAAAGCUAAGACUUCUGGAACAGACAACAUCAAACCAAUCCACAACCAGUGAUAAAGAUGGUGUCAAGGGCAAGGAUGAAGUUGGAGCAGAUGCAGCAUCUGGGACUGGAGCUGCAGAAGACAAAAGUGAAAAAAAGCCAAGUCUUCUGGAACAGACAACAUCAUACCAAUCCACAGCUGAAUGGCUGACAGAAUGUAUGAAGAAAUCUAUGAACAUCAGUGAUGAACCGAAGCCAGAGAGUGUCCUAGAUGAAGUCAGUUUUGAAGGCAUUGCUAGAUAUAUUAAAAGUGACAAGUGCAAAAAUAUUGUUACCAUGGCUGGUGCAGGAAUAUCAACAUCUGCUGGAAUUCCUGACUUUAGAUCACCAGGUAGUGGAUUGUAUAACAACCUGCAGAAAUAUAAUCUACCACAUCCUCAGGCCAUCUUUGAUAUAGGUUUUUUCCAUGAAAAUCCAGAACCAUUUUUUACAUUGUGCAAGGACCUGUUUCCAGAAUCAUACAAGCCAACACCUUGUCAUUACUUUAUCAAGCUUCUAGAGAAGAAGAAAAAGCUAAUGAGACAUUUUACACAGAAUAUUGAUACACUAGAGCGAGUAGCUGGACUAAGUAAUGAUAAGAAUGUAGAGGCACAUGGUUCCUUUAACACCGGACAUUGUCUCGAGUGUGGCGAUGAAUAUUCAUUAGAAUGGAUGAAAGAACAGAUAUUUAGUAAAUCGACAGAGACAGUUGUGCCAAAGUGUAUAAAAGAGGACUGUGAUGGUGUUGUUAAACCAGACAUUGUAUUUUUUGGAGAGAGUUUACCACAGAAGUUUGCACAAAAUGUUUCAGAUUUAGGCAGUUGUGAUUGUCUGAUAGUUAUGGGAACUUCAUUGGUUGUACAACCAUUUGCCUCACUUACAUCAAGAACAAAAGAAACAACACCACGUUUGUACAUAAAUCUUGAAAAUACCUCUGCAGGGUCAAGUGAUUUGAUGUCAAUGAUGUUUUUUGGAGGCGGUGGUUUUGAUUUUGACAAGGAGGACAAUAUAAGGGAUGUGUUCUGGCAAGGUACAUGUGAUGAUGGGUGCUACGCUUUAGCUGAUCUACUAGGAUGGGGUGAAGAGCUAAGACAAAUGGUUAAAGAAGAACAUGAAAGACUGGAUAAAGAGAAAUCAGCCUCAUCCAAAAAGAAAACUCCAAAAUCUGGGCAAGAUAAAAAUGAUAAAUCGUCAAAUAAAUCACCUGAUAAAUCACCUGAUAAAUACGCAAAUAAAUCACCAAAAAUGUGAUUGAUAAUGACUUAUAUUUUUAUCAAUAUGUUAAGUUUAUGUUUGCUGAAAAAAAAGUA